CAGUAGGACUUGCAAGGAAUUCCCGCAGGGUUUUCUCCUUGCCGUGGGAAAGUGCCGAGCCAAAAGGAACCAAUCUGGAGGGCGUCAGGUUGGGGAAGGCAACUUAAGUUCUCAAAGGUGCACUGAGCCUCUUUCUGCCUAGCAUGACUGUUACAUAUACAGCUCGGGUGGCCAAUGCCCGCUUUGGGGGCUUCUACAAGCUGCUGAGCCUAUGGCGUGGGAGCAUCUAUAAGCUGCUGUACAAGGAGUUCCUGGUCUUCUCGGUUUCCUAUUUGGGACUAAGCCUUACGUAUCGGUAUGUCUUAAAAGAAGAUCAGAAACGGAUUUUCGAAAAGGUGGUCAUUUAUUGCAACAAGUAUGCCAAUCUCAUCCCUAUCGCCUUUGUUUUGGGCUUCUAUGUAACGCUGGUAGUAAACCGCUGGUGGAGCCAGUACACCAGUAUGCCAAAGCCAGAUCGCUUGAUGUGUGCCAUCUCUGGAAACGUCCAUGGUGUAGAUGAGAAGGGACGGCUUUAUCGACGGACACUCAUGCGCUAUUGCAAUCUAUCAGCAGUCUUGAUCUUGCGCUCAGUCAGCAUUGCUGUGUUCAAGCGCUUUCCCACCAUGGACCAUGUGGUGGAAGCAGGAUUCAUGACUCGUGAGGAACGCAAGAAAUUUGAAAAUCUCAACUCUUCAUACAAUCGAUACUGGGUCCCCUGCAUUUGGUUUACCAAUUUAGCUGCACAGGCCCGUAAAGAAGGCCGCAUACGUGACAACUGUGCUUUCAAGUUGCUCAUGGAGGAACUGAAUCAUUUUCGUGGCAACUGCAGCAUGCUUUACCACUAUGACUGGAUCAGUGUACCAUUAGUAUACACUCAGGUGGUUACCAUAGCUGUAUACAGCUUCUUCUUUUCUUGUCUAAUUGGAAGGCAGUUCCUCGAUCCAGCCCAAGGUUAUGAAGGACAUGACCUAGACCUGUGGAUUCCUGUUUUCACCCUGCUUCAGUUUUUCUUCUACUUUGGAUGGCUCAAGGUGGCUGAGCAACUCAUCAACCCUUUUGGAGAGGAUGAUGAUGACUUUGAAACCAAUUUAUUGAUCGAUAGGAACUUCCAGGUCUCCAUGAUGGCUGUGGAUGAAAUGUAUGGAGAUCUGCCUCUCCUGGAGAAGGAUAGAUAUUGGGAUGCCUCAAACCCACGAGCCCCCUAUACGGCAGCUACAGUUUUUCUGUUGCAACAGCCGUCAUUCCAAGGCUCCACUUUUGAUGUGACACUGGCCAAAGAGGAUAUGCAGUUCCAGCCUCUGGAGGAGAUUGCCGAGGGCCUUGAACAGAGCCGCCAUGUGCCUGCCCACCUCUUGAACCGACUGCUGUCUACAGCUCCUACCUCAGGAGGUUUUGGACGCCGUCUCUCUCUGCUGAAGCGCAAGAACAGCUGUGUUUCAGAACCAUCAACCACCUACAGCUGCCUUUGUCAGGACAUGCAGGCCAUUGACUGCAUGUGUACCCCACCUGCCAGUCAGCAGAUGCGCAGUAACAGCAUUCCUUUCAUCCCUGAAGGGGCAGGAGACUCUGGCCACGAUACCAGCAGCCCAGGAAAGGAAGCAUACAGCGUUCUUCCUGAGUCUCACAUUGUUGAGCUGGGUGAACUUCCUCAGAGCACGUUGGACCAGGAAAAUGUUACAGCUGCCCCCCAUGAUCCAGAGCCUCUUGUGGAUACAUCAGUUAAUACAAAUGUUUUGUCCUGGCCUCUCCUAGAACAUGACUCUUCAGACACUUCCUUCCUUCACAACCCAAAGGAGGUGCCAAGCAAAGGGGUCAGCUAUCCCCCAUGGCUGCAGAGCCCCAUUGAGGAGGAAAAUACGCCAUGAGUCAGUUAUUGGGUAUGCACAGGUGAGAUGGACUUACUCCCUGGGACAUCUUGUUAUGGCAAUCUUAUUGGAAGAAGGCCCUGAAAGGAGGGACCAGCAGAACUGAACACACUUUUAUAAAAACCACCUUUGUAGCAGGGACUUGGGGGAAUUUUAAGAGAUGUUGUGCAGACGCUCUUAAUUUCAUUAAGAAGAGCCAAGGUGGCGCAGUAGUUAGAAUGCAGUACUGCAGGCUACUUCAGUUGACUGCUAGUUGCAGUUUGGCAGAUUGAAUCUAACCAGGCUCAAGGUUGACUCAGCCUUCCAUCCUUCCGAGGUGGGUAAAAUGAGGACCCAGAUUGUUGGGGGCAAUACGCUGACUCUGUAAACCGCUUAAACAGGGCUGUAAAAGCACUAGGAAGCAGUAUAUAAGUCUAAAUGCUAUUGCUAUUGCUAUUGCAAAUACUGUGUUCCUACCAAAGAACAUGCUAGUUUUAAACCUUGCUUUUAACUUCAUAGAUUACAUACGAACAUAGAGUAGAUACGAGUAUCAUACUGCUUUGCAGUGUUGCUGAAAUCAUUCUUAUUUUUCUCCUCAAUAUGAACUAAGAAGGAAAAAGCCAAGAGGUGUAAAUGAAUUGUAUGGCACCUUUUUCUUUCACAAGUAUAUACAGUCAAUUGAUUUAAAGCUUAUGCUUUUAUGUUUUAUUAAAUAUUUGUAAAUGUUUGUAAAA
Messenger RNA from Pantherophis guttatus, 2557 nucleotides. The record is from RefSeq and is a predicted model, not a curated record. Lineage: Eukaryota; Metazoa; Chordata; Lepidosauria; Squamata; Colubridae.